GGGGAAUCUCGCGAGGGUUGGAGUUUUGGCGAGAGUUUGUGGAAGAUGGCGCCUGUUGUGACAGGUCAUUGAAAUUAUGAGACUAUCAUUCAAAUGGAAGCAUUAUAGUUCUUCGGAACCAUUAUGAUCUCAAAAGAAAAGGAGAAUGAUACAGAUAUUCUGGCUGAGGUGUUUUGAGGUGCAUCGAAGUGUUCCAAGCUGUGACUUACCUUAACAUGUUCUUGAAGUACCAUGGCGUGGAUUAAAAGGAAAUUUGGUGAGCGCCCUCCACCCAAACGACUCACAAGGGAAGCAAUGAGAAAUUAUUUAAAAGAAAGAGGAGAUCAAACAGUACUGAUUCUUCAUGCAAAAGUUGCACAGAAGUCAUAUGGAAAUGAAAAAAGGUUUUUUUGCCCUCCUCCUUGUGUAUAUCUUAUGGGUAGUGGAUGGAAGAAAAAAAAAGAACAAAUGGAACGUGAUGGUUGUUCCGAACAAGAGUCUCAACCAUGUGCAUUUAUUGGGAUAGGUAAUAGUGACCAAGAAAUGCAGCAACUGAACUUGGAAGGAAAGAACUAUUGCACAGCCAAAACAUUGUACAUAUCUGAUUCAGACAAAAGAAAACACUUCAUGUUGUCUGUAAAGAUGUUCUAUGGCAACAGUGAUGACAUUGGCGUGUUCCUCAGCAAGAGGAUAAAAGUCAUCUCCAAACCUUCCAAAAAGAAGCAGUCACUGAAAAAUGCUGACUUAUGCAUUGCCUCAGGAACAAAGGUGGCUUUGUUUAAUCGACUUCGAUCCCAGACAGUUAGUACCAGAUACUUGCAUGUAGAAGGAGGCAAUUUCCAUGCCAGUUCACAGCAGUGGGGAGCAUUUUAUAUUCAUCUCUUGGAUGAUGAUGAAUCGGAAGGAGAAGAAUUCACAGUCCGAGAUGGUUACAUCCACUAUGGACAAACAGUCAAGCUUGUGUGCUCAGUUACAGGCAUGGCGCUCCCAAGAUUGAUAAUUAGGAAAGUUGACAAGCAGACAGCAUUACUGGAUGCAGAUGAUCCUGUGUCACAACUCCACAAAUGCGCAUUUUACCUUAAGGAUACAGAAAGAAUGUACUUGUGCCUUUCUCAAGAAAGAAUAAUACAAUUUCAGGCCACUCCAUGUCCAAAAGAACCAAAUAAAGAGAUGAUAAAUGACGGAGCUUCCUGGACAAUCAUUAGCACAGAUAAGGCAGAGUAUACAUUUUAUGAGGGAAUGGGGCCAGUUCUAGCCCCGGUCACCCCUGUGCCUGUUGUGGAGAGCCUUCAGUUGAAUGGCGGCGGGGACGUAGCAAUGCUUGAACUCACAGGACAAAACUUCACUCCAAACUUACGAGUGUGGUUUGGGGAUGUAGAAGCCGAAACAAUGUACAGAUGUGGAGAGAGUAUGCUCUGUGUUGUCCCAGACAUUUCUGCAUUCCGAGAAGGUUGGAGAUGGGUCCGACAGCCAGUCCAGGUUCCAGUAACUUUGGUCCGCAAUGAUGGAAUCAUUUAUUCCACCAGCCUUACCUUUACCUACACCCCAGAACCAGGGCCGCGGCCCCACUGCAGUGCGGCAGGGGCGAUCCUUCGAGCCAACUCAAGCCAAGUGCCGCCUAACGAAUCAAACAGCAACAGCGAGGGAAGUUACACAAAUGCCAGCACAAACUCAACCAGUGUCACAUCGUCUACAGCAACAGUGGUGUCCUAACUACCGUCUUUUUGUUAGGACUUCAACUGACUCAAGUGCGGCAAAAAAAAGUUGACACACAAAAAAGAACAAUGUUUUGUGGCUUCUUGGGGAAACUUCAUACCAGGUGAUAGAUGCUAUUAAAUAAAAAACCCUGUUACCUGCAAGUGCUGAUGUGAAACACAGAAGCCACAGUAAAA
Messenger RNA from Dipodomys ordii (Ord's kangaroo rat), 1871 nucleotides. RefSeq names its product recombination signal binding protein for immunoglobulin kappa J region (gene Rbpj). Gene Ontology annotation, biological process: Notch signaling pathway; regulation of transcription by RNA polymerase II. The transcript has 12 exons. Gene Ontology annotation, cellular component: nucleus; MAML1-RBP-Jkappa- ICN1 complex. The record is from RefSeq and is a predicted model, not a curated record. Lineage: Eukaryota; Metazoa; Chordata; Mammalia; Rodentia; Heteromyidae. Gene Ontology annotation, molecular function: RNA polymerase II cis-regulatory region sequence-specific DNA binding; DNA-binding transcription activator activity, RNA polymerase II-specific. The coding region runs from base 232 to 1692 and encodes 486 amino acids.